Molecule: messenger RNA, 480 nt
Organism: Oikopleura dioica
Lineage: Eukaryota; Metazoa; Chordata; Appendicularia; Copelata; Oikopleuridae
Source: the annotation of a GenBank genome assembly
AUGUUUCGUCUUACAAAUAAAGGCAGCCAGUCGCGUAAAAACCACAAAAUCAUAAAUCAAACGACAAAAAUAUCGGAAUCGGAUCAAGCUAUUCCAAAAAGCUCCCUCCAGCUUCAGAUGGAAAAGCAAAGGGAACUAGAAGAAAAGGCAAGGAUAGAAGCAGAAGAAGCCAAUCGAAAAAUGCUAGAGCUGCAAGAACAGAAGAAAGCAGCCGCAGCGGCUGCCGUUCCAGUGGCUCCUGCUCAAGUCCCAACGUCGCCAGAAUACUCGCUGAGUGAUAUGGAAGCUUACAUUGCGAAGAUGACAGAAUACGUGAAACAUAUGCAAAUGCUCGAACAAAGAAAUUUGCUUUUGGAGAAGGAGAACUCAAGAAUCCAAGAGGAAAAUAAUAAUCUUCGACGCGAAAUGGCCGAGCGUGUUCACAUAAAGCCUGGCAUCAUCACAGCUCAAAUUCAGAAGUCAUUUCCGAAUUACCAAUAA